CCUGAAGUACGUUCAAUAAUUGAUAGUGAGAAGAAUCGUCAGUUUAACAGCUUGGAGCUCAUUGCUUCAGAGAACUUUACAUCUCGCGCAGUGAUGGAAGCUGUGGGUUCUUGUCUCACAAACAAGUAUUCAGAAGGGCUUCAUGGUAAAAGGUACUAUGGUGGAAAUGAGUACAUUGAUGAGCUAGAGACACUUUGUCAACAAAGGGCUUUGGCUGCAUUUCACUUAGACCCAAAGAAAUGGGGAGUUAAUGUCCAACCUCUGUCUGGUUCUCCUGCUAACUUUGAAGUUUACACUGCACUUCUCAACCCACAUGACCGUAUUAUGGGUCUGGAUUUUCCUCAUGGAGCUCACUUGUCACAUGGAUUUAUGACUCCUAAAAGACGGGUAUCUGGGACUUCGAUUUAUUUUGAAUCGAUGCCCUACCGUCUUGAUGAAUCAAUAGGCCUUAUUGAUUAUGAUAUGCUUGAGAAAACUGCCACCCUCUUUCGACCAAAACUCAUCAUUGUUGGUGUUAGUGCUUAUCCUCGUGAUUUCGAUUAUCCUCGAAUGAGAAAGAUUGCAGAUUCUGUUGGGGAUUUUCUCAUGAUGGAUAUGGCUCACAUAAGUGGUCUCGUUGCUGCAUCUGUACUUGCCGACCCAUUUGAAUACUGUGAUGUUGUAACAACCACCAAGGUACACCUAUCAUUACGAGGUCCCAGAGGUGGCAUGAUUUUCUUCAAGAAAGAUCCUGUUCUUUGGGUUGAUAUGGAAUCUGCGAUUAACAAUGCUGUUUUCCCAGGG
Papaver somniferum (opium poppy) is the source of this 783-nucleotide messenger RNA. RefSeq names its product serine hydroxymethyltransferase 3, chloroplastic-like. The record is from RefSeq and is a predicted model, not a curated record. Gene Ontology annotation, molecular function: serine binding; glycine hydroxymethyltransferase activity; zinc ion binding. Gene Ontology annotation, biological process: L-serine catabolic process; folic acid metabolic process; tetrahydrofolate interconversion. Gene Ontology annotation, cellular component: cytoplasm. The transcript has 6 exons. Lineage: Eukaryota; Viridiplantae; Streptophyta; Magnoliopsida; Ranunculales; Papaveraceae. The annotation marks the transcript as partial.